AUGCGUUCAGUCAGGAUUUUUGUGAUUUUAUACUCUCCUGACUUCUCCGCCCAUUCUGAUCCUCUGUACCUCCUUUUGACCCUUAACCAAUCCUUCUCUUUUUUCAUUUCAUUCUUUCUCAUAUUUCUCUUUCUCUCUUUAAUUUUCAACGGUGUUAUAAUUCCUUUCCAUUCAUCCGUGUAUUUAUUUCUCUCUCUCUCUCUCUCUCUCUCUCUCUCUCUCUCUCUCUCUCUCUGUGCCUCUGUCUCUGUCUCUCUCUGUCUCUGUCUCUGUCUCUCUCUCUCUAGAUGGAUGUUUCUGCAUCUUCUUUUUUUUCUUUUAUUAGGAUGGAUGUUUCUGCAUCUUCUUUUUUUUCUUUUAUUAGGAAUUGAUGUUUCUGCAUCUUCUUUUUUUCCUCGUUUAUUAAGAUGGAUGAUGGAUGUUUCUGCAUCUUCUUUUUUUUCUUUUAUUAGGAUGGAUGUUUCUGCAUCUUCUUUUUUUUCUUUUAUUAGGAUGGAUGUUUCUGCAUCUUCUUUUUUUCCUCUUUUAUUAGGAUGGAUAAUAGAUGUUUCUGCAUCUUCUUUUUUUUCCUCUUUUAUUAGGAUCGAUGUUUCUGCAUCUUCUUUUUUUCCUCUUUUAUUAGGAUGGAUGUUUCUGCAUCUUCUUUUUUUUUCUUUUAUUAGGAUAUCUAUCUAUCUCAAUCUGUUUAUACCUAUCUCUCGGCCUAUUCAUAUCUAUUACAAUCUAUCUACCUCUCUCUCUUUCUUUCUUUUUCUCUCUCUUCUCUCUCUCUCUCUCUCUCUGUCUGUAUGUCUCUCUCUCUCUGUCUCUCUCUCUGGGUUCUUAUCUAUCUAUAUAUUCUUGUCUGUUCAUAUCUAUCUAUAUAUUUCAAUCUCGUAUUCGUAUCUAUCUAUCUAUCUAUCUAUCUAUCUAUCUAUCUAUCUAUCUAUCUAUCUAUCUAUCUCAAACGCCGAAGAAAUAAUAUUCCUUCCUAAUAUUCAGUAA
Acanthosepion pharaonis is the source of this 984-nucleotide messenger RNA. NCBI's taxonomy places the organism in Eukaryota, Metazoa, Mollusca, Cephalopoda, Sepiida, Sepiidae. The record is from the annotation of a GenBank genome assembly.